Exaiptasia diaphana is the source of this 4861-nucleotide messenger RNA. RefSeq names its product zinc finger FYVE domain-containing protein 9. NCBI's taxonomy places the organism in Eukaryota, Metazoa, Cnidaria, Anthozoa, Actiniaria, Aiptasiidae. The coding region runs from base 555 to 4256 and encodes 1233 amino acids. The transcript is spliced from 19 exons. Gene Ontology annotation, cellular component: early endosome membrane. The record is from RefSeq and is a predicted model, not a curated record. Gene Ontology annotation, biological process: endosomal transport. Gene Ontology annotation, molecular function: metal ion binding.
CAUCUUAUAUCAAAUGUUGCUUACAUAAUUCCUUUAAAUUCCAGGAUCUCAUCCUCAUCAGAGAAACACAGGCUAUUUAUAAUCGUAACUCAUGGAGUGUUGAAUUUACUACACUAUACUAAGUAGUUUGACGUGUCGUUUUAACUUUUUUUAAGACUUGCCGAAACAAUGAUGUAAGCAUCUAUUUUGAAAUUCACCCAGAAUACCUUGCGCCUUUGAAUUCAAAAUGGCGGACUGUUUUCAUACUUUACAAGCUUAGGAAUAAAUUCACUGAAUUGUCGUCCAGAAUUACUUAUCCAAAGUCCUUACCAAAUCAAAACAUACUUCCCAAUAUCUGCUCUCAUCAUGUCUACGUUUGUUCCUUACUAAUCGAUCGAAAUCGUUUGGAUUGGAUUUUAAAAGUUUGGUUGUCACAUCUCUCUGUAAGUGCGUGAUUGUUUUGAUGAGUGAAAUCAAGAUCAUGAAAAGCAAUUUAGCUUGCUGUUCAGUGGAUAUUUAAUUUGGAUGCAAAGAAUGYUGUGGAUAUGAAUUGAUCACUAUAAUUAAUCGCAAGGAUGAGCAGCACAUUUAUCCCAGUUGAUUUGGAUCAAGUCUUAGAUGAAUUUGAAGAACAAGAAAGGAAUCACGACAUACCUACCUUAAGUAGACCUAAUUCACUGGAUCUUCCAAAUAGUUAUCAAGAGUUGAAGCCUCAUUCAAUCAGUGAUCCAAGAACAUACUCAUUUAACAGUCCUUUAGAUGCUAUUUUACAAGAACAGUCAAGCAACAUAAACAACACACCUGGCAAAAGCCUUGCACAAGAAAUUGCUGAUCUUGAUAUUAAAUCCAAAUCCAAAAAUAUUGAUGAUGAUGAUGAUUACGAUGAUGACUAUGCUAAUGAUGGUGGAAGUGAUGCUAGUAGCACAACUGCAGUAAUUGCAGCAGCAGAGAAGAUAACUAGAGAAAGUGAUUUUAUUGUAGAUCAGUCAACAUCUGGUGGUCUAGACACCAAUAAUUUGAAUAUAAAAAAUGACGUAAUAGAUGAGGGAAAUUUUGAUUGCCUAGCUUCAAAGAAAGAAACUCCUGAUGAAACUGAUUUCCUCUCACUCUUAAAUUCUGUUGUUGGUGAAAGUCCUUUCUGCCUCGAAGACACAAGAACAACAUGUGAUAACAAUAAAGGUUUGUCAACUGAGGUGCUCCAGGAUAAURUAAAACAUUCCCCAAAUGUGGAAAGUGGUGUUGACAUAGAUGUGUCCAAUAAUACUAGUGCUUGUCCAACACAGAAAUACAAAGAUGAUUCUUUAGUGAAUUUCGAUAAUGAAUUGAAUGAAAAUAUGAAAUGCUGUGGUGAGAAUAUUAAUGUUGAAUCCAAUGAAUUUGUACAUAGUUAUCAUAACAGUGUGAGUCAAAUUGAAAAUGACACAUGUGAGAGCUUAGAUUCAAGGGAAUCUGAGGCCUCUUUACGAGUGGAUCCUACAUGUCCCAUUUCAGAAGAUACACAAGCUGAGACAUGUAACAUAAAUGAAAUGUUAUCAUUGCCAAAUGUCUGUGAUCAUCAAGAAGAACAGGGUUUGAAUUUCAACAGUAACAUAAACAAUACAUCACAUGAAUGCAUCUCAACUGCAGAGGAUGAUAGCAUUUUACUUCAAGUAGGAAAUAGCAAUUUGGAUUUUGCUGAUCAACAAGYAGACUUUAUUGAUGGAAGCGUAGAUACAAAUGAUGCUGUUUCUGAUAAUAUAUGUGUUGGAAAUGAAAUCAGUUCUUUGGAUAACGGCUUAGUUCCUUCCUCUCAACCCAGCAUAGACUUGACAUCAGCAGAGCAUGAUGACUUGAAUGGGACUGCACCACGCAGUAAUGAUGUUCCUUUAGUAGAAAACCAAAUGACAUCUACGACAGCUGAUAGUAGUUCAGCUGAUAGCCUAUGUGGUAACGUUGAAGCAAGUAGAAGUGAUGACUUGCUAUCCAUGGCAAUUGAAGAUAACGAUCAAUCGUCACCAGUAAGAGCUAUAUCACCAGAACCCCAAUUAGAAGAGGGUAUUUUACCAGUACAUAUCAGCAGUGGAGACCCAGAGAUGGGUUUUGUACCWCCAAUAUGGGUACCUGAUGAGGUUGCCACACAUUGCAUGACAUGUGGUCUAAAAUUCUCCAUGAUUAAAAGAAAGCAUCACUGCAGAGCUUGUGGAAGGGUCCUUUGCUCCUCAUGCUGUAACAUGAAGUUCCCUUUGCCAUAUUUGGGUAACAAGGAUGCAAGRGUAUGCCAAGUAUGCUGUGAUAUACUAAUACAAGGAAAUCAACAACAAUUAACACAAGAUAUUACAGAAGAGAUAACAAUAGAUAAUCAAGAUGGUUGGCAGAACCCUGAUAUUCCAAGCAACUCUGAAGACGUUUCUGUAGAGAGUAGUUCUGUAGAGAAUGGGCUUUCUUCAACUGAGCCACCUGGAAAUARCGAGCAAGAUGUAUUGGAAUCUGCAGAUGACUUAGAUGAGAGUCAGCUUAAUGGUGAAGUGGAUAAUGAAGAUAUUACAGAAGCAGGUCCUUCCAAUGCAGCAGCUCCGCCAGUAYUAACACUCACAACYAAUCCAGUAUUGCCAACAAAUGGAUCAUCAGCAUCUUUGAUGUCAGCACCUUUGUCACCAGCUCUGAGUGAUGACAGUGAUCUGUCAUUUAGACUUGAUGUUGAACAUGUUAGAGCCAUGAUUCCACAAGACUUCUUCACUUUGCCACCUGUUUUAAACCUGAAAAACAAAGCUAUUCAGAUUCAGGAACAUCCAGAUCCUGCUGAAAUUAUGUAUCGUCUGAAAGGUCUUGGUGACACAGUUAUCUUCUUGUUAAACAAGAAUCUCAUUGUUAAAGUGAAGAUUGUCAAAUUGAAGUGUUGUGUUAAGAAGAAGUGUUGGUGUUUUGUCACUGAUGGAAUGGGUGCWGCAAAUCAAGAAGAAAUGGUUGUUAUUCUUGAAUGUGAACACAGUGAGAAUACUGUCCCUAAAGAUGUGUUGUCUCAUUUCAAUACUGCUUUUAGUUAUGCAAAACAGGGGCAUGUAGUCUCUGAUCUUGGUUUUACCAUAUUUGGACAACCUUUUCUUGGGAGUUCAAAUAAUGCUGGAUUUCUGUAUAUMAAACCUACUUUCCAGUGCUUAGAAAAUCUACCAUUGCCAACCAUACCAUACGUAGUUGGUAUACUGAUACAAAGACAAGARGCUCCAUGGGCCCAGCUAUUCCCUAUCAGGUUGAUGUUACGACUAGGAACSGAGUUUAGAUACUACCCCUGUCCUUUGUGGAGUGUGCGUAAUAGACCAUCAGUAUAUCAUGAAGUUGGACAUACAAUAAUGAACCUUCUUACUGACUUUAAGAAUUUCCAGUACAGUAUUCCCCGCAUCACAGGACUGGUUAUUCACAUGGAGAAUACUAAGACAACAGUAAGAUUGCCACAGGACAGAUUUGAUGAGAUGGUGAAAGUGUURAAUGCUGCUGAAGARCACAUGUUUGCAUUUGGUGCCAACUUUAGCAGUGAAGCAGAUUCUCAUUUGGUUUGCAUACAAGAAGGAGAAAGUUACAAAACACAGGCCAUCAAUAUACAAAAUGCAACUAGAAAAGUAACUGGGGCUAGUUUUGUUGUCUUUUCUGGAUCUUUGAAGACCAGUAAUCCUAAUGAUGCAAAAGUCAGCAUCAUUGAGGAUGGUAUUAUGAUACAAAUGCUACCUGAUUCUGURCUCGAGCUCCGCAAAGCACUCCGYGAAAUGCAAGAUUACGUCAUAACGACCGGRAGUAAYGCAACAGCUAACUCUGUCACUCAAGUAGACGUUGAAUGGGUGUCAAGAGAUUCUAACAAAGAAACGUAUACUAGUCCUAUCGAUGGCCGGUCACUAACUGACGUUCCCAGUAUUCAAGUGCACAGUAGCUSUGACUUCUCAAAGCGUGAUAUUUAUCGAAUAAGGUGGACAAACGUCUUCCUGGAGAGAAAUGGAUCUAGUUCGAGAGGUUUAUCAUCACGAGGACUAACACGGUUAACUGGCGAGCUGGCUCGUGCUUGUUGUGAAGCCCUCAGACCUUAUUUACAAGGAUUAUUUGACAUGAAUUUGAUUCGACUUUCCUUGAGAGUGAACAUUGAUGCUGAUUCUGUGGAAUAUAGUAUCGGCGCAAACCAGAAACCACUACCCACCAACCUUAUGGCUGACCUGGACAGCGCGCUGAUUCCGUCAAUCAACGCAGCAGCUAUGAAACACCGUCGUGGUCCCUUGACUGUAGAACUGUUCUUUAGCGUCAUAUCCCUCUUUUAGAAAACCAUCUUUUSUCACUUUUAUUGACAGACAUUUGCUAGGGACACAACAGUUCAUUUGAUCAUGAAAGUUGCCAAACUUCGACAAACUACAAGUGUUGUCAUUUUCUUUUUGUUGUUUUCUUUAUGACAACAAGGGAAACAAAUAUUUUCCUUGCAAGUUGUGAAAUUUGAAUCAAUCAUUGACACUCGGAGUGUUUUAACAGAACAAGUUUCACACUGCACAUCAAGUGCUGUAUUUUAAAGGAMGUACAUUUAACAAAAAACUUAACACCAAAGCAGCCCAAGGGUUUCUUUGAAAGGGUUUAUAACACUAGUCAGCCUUCCGGUGUAUAUCAUAACAAAAAACAAUAUCAAUCACUAUUAUAACAACAUUUUAUCUCACAUAUUCAAAAACACAUUUUUAAUACUUUUUAAAUAUCCAAUAUAUAUCUACUUGUACAUGCAUUUAAAACAUAUAGAAACAGAGUGCAGGAACACUACAGACAUUGUGAAUUAAUUGACUAUAUUUGACAAUCUGUAUGAAUGGUUUCUAAGUAAUGUUGCUUUACGAUUACUGUAUUUCAUCAAUGUAUUGGCAGUAUUAAAUAUGUUUGGUGAAAUUUA